AUGGCUGACCGCACCUGCCGUCUGGUGAUUUAUGCGGACCCGGACACCGAGGCAACGGUCAUGUCGAUGAAGAUUAGGUGCAUACACAGCAAGGCUGGCUGUAAGUGGAGCGACCAGCUUAAACAGCUACAGAGCCACCUGGUGACGUGUCGCUACGACGCGGUGCCCUGCACGAACAAUUGUCCGGCGAUGCUAGCUAAGAUUGCGCUGGACGACCACCUGACGUACACGUGUCCGCGCCGCAAGGAAACGUGCGAGUUCUGCAGCCGCGAAUUCACCGGCGAAAUGCUCGAGGGCCACCUGGGAAGCUGUCAGUUUGAGCCAGUGUUCUGCGAGGAGAAGUGCGGUGCAACCCUGCAGCGUCGCUUCCUCUCCAACCAUCUGCUGAACGAGUGCAGCAAGCGGCGAGUCGCCUGCAAGUACUGCAGCCGCGAGUUCGUCUACGAAACCCUCACCGUGAGUACACACAAAAAUAACCACUAA
Priapulus caudatus is the source of this 483-nucleotide messenger RNA. RefSeq names its product TNF receptor-associated factor 4-like. Gene Ontology annotation, cellular component: plasma membrane signaling receptor complex. Gene Ontology annotation, biological process: protein K63-linked ubiquitination; positive regulation of JNK cascade; tumor necrosis factor-mediated signaling pathway. The record is from RefSeq and is a predicted model, not a curated record. The transcript is spliced from 5 exons. Lineage: Eukaryota; Metazoa; Priapulida; Priapulimorpha; Priapulimorphida; Priapulidae. Bases 1 to 483 code for a protein of 160 amino acids. Gene Ontology annotation, molecular function: zinc ion binding.